UUCAUGUCCACGGCCCACGAUGACGAUGAUGCCGAUGAUGAUGCUACUGCUGCUGCUUCUGCUGCUGCAAAAGACGCACGACUAGUGCCCACACAAACACCGACAAAACAUUACUGUGUUUUCCAUCCACACCCACACCCACACAAUCACCAUCCCUGUCCACCUUGUUCUGUCCCCAGUCGUGCCCUCUCCACCUCGGUCGUCGAGCUGAAUAUUGAACAAGGCGAAGCUGGCUGCCAUGACUGCCUCGGGUCGGCCUUGAUCUCGACCUCAUCCUACAUCCCACCCUGUGUCAGUAGUCAGGAACGCAAUCCUUUCAGCGCCGCCUUGGCCGCCUUUGCCCGCCAUGAGUCGCGUCUCGCUCUUCGCCUUUUCAUGCACUGA
This is a messenger RNA of Bipolaris oryzae ATCC 44560, 384 nucleotides long. RefSeq lists its product as uncharacterized. The transcript has a single exon. The record is from RefSeq and is a predicted model, not a curated record. The annotation marks the transcript as partial. NCBI's taxonomy places the organism in Eukaryota, Fungi, Ascomycota, Dothideomycetes, Pleosporales, Pleosporaceae.